CCACGUUACCGCAAACCAAACGUGUACGGCGGGCCGGCCUAAGACCUGGCAACAUUUUUUUACAAGUCAAAUCUGUCAAUGUCAAAGUAGUUUCUUUCAUCUUGGUGCCACUUUGUGAAGAUCACAAUGGGGCGCCGGCCAGCUAGGUGUUAUCGGUACUGUAAAAACAAACCGUACCCAAAGUCGCGGUUCUGUCGUGGUGUGCCAGAUCCGAAGAUCCGUAUCUUCGAUUUGGGAAAGAAGAAGGCUACAGUGGACGACUUUCCACUAUGCGUGCACUUGGUGUCUGAUGAGUACGAGCAACUGAGCUCUGAGGCGCUGGAAGCGGGCCGUAUUUGCUGUAACAAAUACCUGGUGAAGAACUGCGGCAAAGAUCAGUUCCACAUCCGCAUAAGGCUGCAUCCAUUCCACGUCAUCCGCAUCAACAAAAUGUUAUCGUGCGCUGGGGCUGAUAGGCUCCAGACGGGGAUGCGAGGCGCGUUCGGCAAGCCGCAGGGCACGGUGGCGCGCGUGCACAUCGGGCAACCCAUCAUGUCCGUGCGCUCCAGCGACCGCUGGAAGGCGCAGGUCAUCGAAGCUCUCCGCCGUGCCAAGUUCAAGUUCCCUGGCCGUCAGAAGAUCUAUGUAUCAAAGAAGUGGGGCUUCACGAAGUACGAGCGCGCGGAGUUCGAGAAGCUGCGGGGAGAGGGCCGCCUGGCCAACGACGGCUGCAACGUGCAGUAUCGGCCGCAGCACGGGCCACUCGACGCCUGGCGCAAGGUGCAGUACGAGAUACACAAUGUAUAGACACUACACAAUAAACUGGAUAUUUUAUAA
Messenger RNA from Plodia interpunctella (Indianmeal moth), 816 nucleotides. It is a transcript of the gene RpL10, whose product is annotated as Ribosomal protein L10. The record is from RefSeq and is a predicted model, not a curated record. NCBI's taxonomy places the organism in Eukaryota, Metazoa, Arthropoda, Insecta, Lepidoptera, Pyralidae. Gene Ontology annotation, cellular component: cytosolic large ribosomal subunit; ribosome. Bases 127 to 786 code for a protein of 219 amino acids. Gene Ontology annotation, molecular function: structural constituent of ribosome. Gene Ontology annotation, biological process: ribosomal large subunit assembly; translation. The transcript is spliced from 5 exons.